Messenger RNA from Pieris macdunnoughi, 1962 nucleotides. Lineage: Eukaryota; Metazoa; Arthropoda; Insecta; Lepidoptera; Pieridae. The record is from the annotation of a GenBank genome assembly.
AUGACUACUAAAACACCAGCGGUAGGUAUUGACUUGGGUACCACAUACUCGUGCGUGGGCGUGUUCCAGUACGGUAAGGUGGAGAUCAUCGCCAACGAUCAGGGCAACAGGACUACACCUUCAUAUGUUGCCUUCACAGACACUGAACGUCUCAUCGGAGAUGCCGCCAAGAACCAGGUGGCCCUGAACCCAAACAACACCAUCUUUGAUGCCAAACGUCUCAUUGGGCGUAAGUUCGAAGAUGCCACAGUUCAGGCUGACAUGAAACACUGGCCCUUUGAGGUAAUCAGUGAUGGUGGAAAACCAAAGAUCAAGGUUGCAUACAAGGGUGAAGACAAAACAUUCUUCCCAGAGGAAGUCAGUUCAAUGGUAUUAACAAAAAUGAAAGAAACAGCUGAAGUUUACCUUGGCAAAACGGUGCAGAAUGCAGUAAUUACAGUGCCAGCAUACUUUAAUGACUCCCAAAGACAGGCCACAAAAGAUUCUGGUACAAUCUCUGGUCUGAACGUUCUCCGAAUCAUCAAUGAACCAACUGCUGCUGCGAUUGCAUAUGGUCUUGACAAGAAAGGAGGUGGAGAACGUAACGUCCUUAUUUUCGAUCUUGGCGGUGGUACUUUCGAUGUAUCCAUCCUGACCAUCGAGGAUGGUAUCUUUGAAGUAAAGUCCACUGCUGGAGACACUCACUUGGGAGGUGAGGACUUUGACAACCGCAUGGUCAACCACUUUGUACAGGAGUUCAAGCGGAAGUACAAAAAGGACAUUUCCUCCCACAAGAGGGCCCUGCGUAGGUUGAGGACAGCUUGUGAGCGCGCGAAGAGGACUCUUUCCUCGUCGACACAGGCUAGCAUUGAAAUCGACUCUCUGUUUGAGGGUAUCGAUUACUACACAUCCAUCACCCGGGCGCGUUUCGAAGAACUAAAUGCAGACUUAUUUAGAUCUACCAUGGAGCCAGUAGAGAAGUCCCUCCGUGACGCAAAGAUGGACAAGGCGCAAGUGCACGACAUUGUCCUCGUCGGAGGUUCCACUCGUAUCCCAAGAGUGCAGAAGCUCCUUCAAGACUUCUUCAACGGCAAGGAGUUGAACAAGUCCAUCAACCCUGACGAGGCCGUAGCCUACGGAGCGGCCGUUCAGGCCGCCAUCUUGCACGGUGAUAAGUCUGAAGAGGUACAGGAUUUGCUCCUGUUGGAUGUGACCCCGCUGUCCCUUGGUAUCGAGACUGCAGGCGGUGUCAUGACCACCUUGAUUAAGCGUAACACGACCAUCCCCACCAAGCAAACCCAGACUUUCACGACCUAUUCCGACAACCAACCCGGUGUGCUUAUUCAAGUAUUUGAGGGUGAGCGUGCCAUGACCCGAGACAACAACCUUCUCGGUAAAUUUGAGCUCACUGGUAUUCCUCCAGCGCCCCGUGGUGUCCCACAAAUCGAAGUUACUUUCGACAUUGACGCCAACGGUAUCCUUAACGUAUCGGCUGUCGAAAAAUCUACCAACAAGGAGAACAAGAUCACGAUCACCAAUGACAAGGGUCGUCUGUCCAAAGAAGAGAUCGAGCGUAUGGUCAACGACGCUGAGAAAUACAGGAAUGAAGAUGAGAAACAGAAGGAAACCAUUCAGGCUAAGAACGCGCUCGAAUCUUACUGUUUCAACAUGAAGUCUACCAUGGAGGAUGAGAAGCUUAAGGACAAAAUCACAGACUCCGACAAGCAAAUCAUUUUGGACAAAUGCAACGACACCAUCAAAUGGUUAGACGCUAACCAGCUGGCUGACAAGGAAGAAUAUGAGCACAAGCAGAAGGAACUGGAGGGUGUGUGCAACCCGAUUAUAACCAAGCUUUACCAGGGUGCGGGUGGAGCCCCCGGAGGCAUGCCUGGUGGUAUGCCAGGCUUCCCUGGCGGAGCGCCUGGAGCCGGCGGAGCAGCUCCUGGUGGCGGAUCCGGACCCACCAUCGAAGAGGUUGAUUAA